AUGUCUGACACCGCCGAAGUCGAGGUCGAUAAUCCAAGCGGACAUCAGAUUCUUCCAAAAGAGGUGACGAAUGAGAUUGGCUCCAUAAAGCUUUUCAACAAAUGGUCAUACGAUGAUGUGGAAAUUAGGGACAUCUCUUUACAAGACUACAUCCAAAUCCGCUCCCCAGUCUACGUCUCCCACUCCGCUGGCCGCUAUGCCGUGAAGAGAUUCCGGAAAGCACAAUGCCCCAUCAUUGAGCGCCUCACCAACUCCCUCAUGAUGAACGGCCGUAACAAUGGUAAAAAGCUCAUGGCAGUUCGAAUUGUUGCCCACUGCUUCGAGAUCAUUCACAUCAUGACCGAUCAGAACCCGAUCCAGAUUGCCGUCGAUGCCAUCGUCAACUGUGGGCCCCGCGAAGACUCGACCCGUAUCGGUUCGGCAGGGACAGUCCGUCGUCAAGCCGUUGAUGUCUCACCCCUACGCCGUGUCAAUCAAGCGAUCGCAUUGCUCACAAUAGGAGCCAGAGAGGCAGCUUUCAGAAAUGUGAAGAGUGUGGCUGAGUGUCUGUCAGAGGAAUUGAUCAACGCAGCGAAAGGAAGCAGCAAUAGUUAUGCUAUCAAGAAGAAGGACGAGUUGGAGCGUGUGGCGAAGAGCAAUCGGUAA
This is a messenger RNA of Bacidia gigantensis, 645 nucleotides long. RefSeq names its product ribosomal protein S5 (gene RPS5). Gene Ontology annotation, cellular component: cytosolic small ribosomal subunit; ribosome. The record is from RefSeq and is a predicted model, not a curated record. Bases 1 to 645 code for a protein of 214 amino acids. Gene Ontology annotation, biological process: translation; ribosomal small subunit assembly. Gene Ontology annotation, molecular function: rRNA binding; structural constituent of ribosome; mRNA binding. NCBI's taxonomy places the organism in Eukaryota, Fungi, Ascomycota, Lecanoromycetes, Lecanorales, Ramalinaceae. The transcript is spliced from 3 exons.